AUGACUAAGGAGAAUUUGUAUUCAAGUUGUUUUGUUGUUGUCAGGUCGCACGAGCCUUCCUUGACUCAGAACGUUACUGCUGCUCCCAUCACCACAAUUUCACCUCACCAGGUUUCAAGUAAACAACAGCUGCUAGCUGUAGGUGACAGUAUGGGGACACUGCAUGUGAUGGAGGUUCCGUGGAAUCUCAGGCACCCAUCAGCUAAUGAGGCAAAUGCUAUGGAGAACUUCUUCGAACGAGAAGUAAAGCGACUUGCUUUUGUGGAGGAAAGAAUGAAGAUACGAGAACAGGAAAAGAAACAGCUGGACGCUGAAGAAAGCAAACGGCAACAGGAGGGUAAACGUCAAGAGGAGAGUGACGCAGAUGUAGAGGUCCGACAAAGAAUGGAAUAUCAGGAGUAUUUACAGAUGGAGAAACAAUUACUUGAAGAACUUGGCAUAAGAGAAGAAUCUGACGAUCUUGAAGGAACUUAAUAUUAACCUGCCAAACCAAGAUUACGAAACGAUCAUUUUUUGAAAGUUUAUGGCAAGAUUUUUAGUCUGAUAACAAAGAACGCGUUUGGUUACCAAAUGACGUUCUGAUGUAAAUUGUGUACUUUAUCAGUAUUGCUGUAUAUUUUAUGUUUCAGUUGUGUGUUUUCAAAUCCUUGUCUUUGUGCAUACGUCACCUAUUUUCUCUGCUUAUUUGUACGCAGCCUAAUCAAAUCCUCGAACUCCGAAAUACCCGAAAAGUUUCCGAUUAUUGUAUCAACUAAUCAAAACAUUGCACGAGCAAUUCCGAACUCCCCGGACGUACUCACGUCAGCUUCACGUCAUAACAUUUCGUCUUGUUGCUUAGCACCUCUUACGCAAUCCACGGGCAACUUUAGGUGCUCGUCUUUCUGUGGUGUUGUUUUACAGAACAUUUAACCUGUCGUUUGUGUAUAUUAUGGUUUGGUUUGUUUUGCAUUUCGCUUAACUGUGUAAAACGACAACGUCAUGAAGGUUUUGUGAGACUUAAAUAAUUUUUUAUAUAUAAAUAAUAUACUUUUUUUGGAGAAAGUCAGUUGUUGCAGGUGCUUUUUCCAAUUUGACACCUAUCCAGAGAUGACAUAACACUAUGUUCCUCAGGAAAUGAUAAUAAAAAAUAACCUCGUGAACUUCAACA
This is a messenger RNA of Orbicella faveolata, 1147 nucleotides long. Its product is annotated as dynein axonemal intermediate chain 3-like. Gene Ontology annotation, molecular function: dynein light chain binding; dynein heavy chain binding. Gene Ontology annotation, biological process: cilium movement involved in cell motility; inner dynein arm assembly. Gene Ontology annotation, cellular component: inner dynein arm. Lineage: Eukaryota; Metazoa; Cnidaria; Anthozoa; Scleractinia; Merulinidae. The record is from RefSeq and is a predicted model, not a curated record.